Bacillus rossius redtenbacheri is the source of this 1523-nucleotide messenger RNA. Its product is annotated as ATP synthase subunit s, mitochondrial. The transcript has 3 exons. The record is from RefSeq and is a predicted model, not a curated record. Lineage: Eukaryota; Metazoa; Arthropoda; Insecta; Phasmatodea; Bacillidae. The coding region runs from base 23 to 709 and encodes 228 amino acids.
UCGACCGUGGGCUGUCAUUCAAAUGAUUGUUGUUUAUUUAAAAAUGAAACUUUUGAAAAUAGGUUUAAUCAAUCGAUUACCCAAAAGAAAUUUGUGGAAUUUUCUGACCAUUGUUUGGAAUCGAGUGGACCACUCCCGUGUCAAGGAGGUGGGUCCGGACCGGGCGUGUGCCGAGUGGCUGCUCCGCAAUGGCGCCUGUGUCAAGUGGGAGAACGACAAGGAAUUCCUCAAGGACUACAACCUGCUGCCACCGGAACAAGUCAGACGUCACAUAGUUGCGGUGGAUGCCUCUGAAGCGUCCAUCUCUUCUAUUGGAUUCCCAUAUUUCAAGGGCUGCAGUCGCGUGGGGUCUGUCAGCCUGGACAAGUGCCCCUACAUCGACGACGAGGCCUUGAGGCGCCUGCACUACCUGGGGGCCAGCCUCCGGCACCUGUCCGUCUCCCGGUGCGGGGGCGUCGCAGAGCCCGGGAUCCUCAGCCUGGCCCAGCUGGGGUGGGUCACACCAUCGCUGCACCAAACACUCGUUCCCGGCAGAAUGUUGUCUCUCGGGCGAGGACACGACGUACACGUUUCCAGUUGGACAAUUGUCAACAGGAAUGUAAUUCGGGAUUCUUUUCAAGAUUGUUCAAAUCUGCUUGAACACAUUACCUUUGAUAAAGAACAAGACGUAUGGCAAAGGUCUACUUAUACCAAACAAUUUAAAGAUUAAUACCUUCAUCAGAUUUUAAGCUUUUGUUCAUUCUGAUAUUCACCCCCUCAACGUGCAUGUGUAUGAUGCCAAUUUUUUUGUGCUUAUUGAGAUUUCAUGUAAAUUAAUUAACAUUAUAUGCUGUUACGUGAAGCUUUUUGUUUUGUCAAAAAUAAGUGGUUUUUGAAUCUAUAUAACCUUGUCACUGGAAAGUUACGUACUCAAUGAUGAUUUUGCCCCAUUUAGUGAAGUUAGUGACUGGGCUAUUAAUUAUUCUCACUACUUGCUUGAAGCAGUUUAAUUUCUUAACAGUUAAGACAAUUUUUUUUGCAUAGAAGAGUUAACAAAACAAAAUUGGUGACAUUCUUGCUACUGCAUUUCAUAUGGUAUUUGUACAAAUGCAUAUUCUGUUAUUUACCCGUCGUCUGGAUGUAAUGAUGUUGCAUGAGGUUUGCGAUGGAAGCCAAGCUCAGAAGUGUUGUCUGUGUCCCCAGCAAGCUGGAGACCUUGAAGCUACACGACCUCCCGUACGUGAAGCGCGGGAACGAGUGCCUGACCAAGCUGAAGCAGAGUCUGCCGUCCUGCGAGGUGCAGUUCUCCCUGAUACAGAUGGAGCCGUAGUCCGCCCUCACCGCGCUUGUACCAUACUGACGUCCCACGAUUGAAAUAACUCUAAUUUUCUGGAAUUUUUAAAUAUGUCAAAUGUUGUAUAUAUGUAAUGUUUGGUUUGAUGUACAAAUAGAAAUUACAUUUAAAAUUGUGUAGAACAAUUUUUUAUGAUAAACAAUAAGUUAUGCUUAAUUUAUUGAAUAAAGAAAAAAAUUCAAAUGAAAAA